ACAGGUAUUGAGUAAGACACAAUGGCUAGAACCAAGCAGACGGCACGUAAAUCCACCGGUGGCAAAGCUCCGAGGAAACAGCUCGCCACUAAGGCGGCGCGUAAGAGCGCGCCUGCUACAGGCGGCGUGAAGAAGCCUCAUCGUUACAGGCCUGGUACUGUAGCUCUGCGAGAAAUUCGUCGCUAUCAGAAAUCUACUGAACUGUUGAUUCGUAAGCUGCCCUUCCAGCGCCUUGUGAGGGAGAUCGCUCAGGAUUUCAAGACCGAUCUUCGCUUCCAAAGUUCAGCUGUAAUGGCUCUGCAGGAAGCGAGCGAGGCGUAUCUGGUUGGUCUGUUUGAGGACACCAAUCUGUGCGCAAUUCAUGCCAAGAGAGUGACCAUCAUGCCCAAGGAUAUCCAGCUGGCCCGCCGUAUCCGUGGAGAGCGCGCUUAAGACUGCUUGACCUAACACAAUUGGAACACCAAAGGCUCUUUUUAGAGCCACUUAAGAAUUUGUCAGAACAGCAAAUCUGUCCAUGUUCUUUUAGCGUGUGCUGAUGUGAGAUGUGUAUAUAUACAUGAUAUGCUGGUAUGUAAGGAUUAAUACUCAUGGGAUUGCUAGUGUGAAGGCUUAUUCUCUCCCCUGCCCUCAGUGAGCAGCCAAAUAGGGGUGACAUAUUAAUGCUUUAUCUGAAGACUUAAGGGAUACAACUUUGCUUAUAUCUGUUCACAGACUGCCAGUGUGUGUCACUGUGAAGUGAAGUUGUUUUGUAAGCACCAAGAUGUGUCCAAUAUUGAAAUGUGUGGAGGAGGGAAUAAUAUAACAUCUAUUAAUAAACUACCACAGAACAAAAUAGAUAUGUAUGAAAUUGGUCUGAAACUUGAUGUAUGUAUAAAAUCAAUCAUGUUUGGUGUGUUUAGAGAAAACGUGUCACGUGAAACAAAACACAUUUUUUU
Messenger RNA from Anguilla anguilla (European eel), 935 nucleotides. RefSeq names its product histone H3. Gene Ontology annotation, molecular function: structural constituent of chromatin; DNA binding; protein heterodimerization activity. The transcript has a single exon. Gene Ontology annotation, cellular component: nucleosome. The record is from RefSeq and is a predicted model, not a curated record. The coding region runs from base 22 to 432 and encodes 136 amino acids. Lineage: Eukaryota; Metazoa; Chordata; Actinopteri; Anguilliformes; Anguillidae.